Molecule: messenger RNA, 2408 nt
Organism: Helianthus annuus (common sunflower)
Lineage: Eukaryota; Viridiplantae; Streptophyta; Magnoliopsida; Asterales; Asteraceae
Product: protein NSP-INTERACTING KINASE 2
Exons: 10
Coding region: 306-2177 (623 amino acids)
Biological process (GO): protein phosphorylation
Molecular function (GO): protein binding; protein kinase activity; ATP binding
Source: RefSeq, a predicted model, not a curated record
ACACACAUAUAUAUAUAGAUAUAUAUUGGUAAAACAACAAGUGGGGUGCAUGUUGUGUUUCCCUCCAUUCUGAGUCUCACUUUCACUUUAGUCCCAAUACCAAUACCAAUACCAAUACCAUUCCCAUACCACUAUCUCUUUCUUUUUCAUAACCUACUGACUGACACAAACAAUCUUUCAGCUCGAUCAGUUCCAUGUAAUCAUCUGUCAAACAUAAUCAACAAACCUCUUACUUCCUUCCAUUCAUCCACACAACACUAACACUUUCACCUCCUUCCUUCUUCACUUUCCUUCAAUCCAAUCCAAUGAAGCUUCUUCAACAUCUUCUUUGCUGUUUGGUUUUCUUCUUCUUCUUGUUCUUCUACUAUGCAUCUGCUUUGCUUUCUCCUGCUGGUGUCAACUAUGAAGUACAAGCUUUGAUGAACAUAAAGAAUGCUCUAGAUGAUCCACAUAGUGUCUUGAAUUGGGAUGCAGAUGCUGUUGAUCCAUGUAGCUGGACUAUGAUCACUUGUUCUCCAGAUAAAUUUGUCAUUGGCUUGGGAAGUCCAAGCCAAAAUCUUUCGGGUUCUCUUUCGCCUAGCAUCGGUAACUUGACGAACCUGCAAACAGUGUUGCUACAAAAUAACAGAAUCUUAGGGCCACUUCCAGUAGAGCUUGGGAGGUUACCAAAGCUUCAAACACUUGAUCUUUCCAACAAUAUGUUAACUGGUGAAAUCCCACCUUCUUUAGCCAAUAUCAAGACCCUUCAGUACUUGCGGUUAAAUAAUAACACUCUCACUGGUCCAAUUCCUCAGCCUUUGGCUAACAUGACCCAACUCACAUUUCUGGACUUGUCCUAUAAUAAUUUAAGUGGUCCUGUUCCAAAGUUUCAAGCUAAAACAUUCAAUAUUAUGGGAAACCCAAUAAUAUGUGCCACUGGGGUAGAGCAAGAUUGCAAUGGAACAACACCCAUCCCAAUGUCACUCACUCUUGGUAGUCAACAAAAGUCGCAACCAUCUGUCGCGCCAAAAACUAACAAGAUGGCUCUAGCCUUCGGGACCAGCCUCGGGUGCUUCUGCUUGCUGUUUUUCGGCUUUGGGUUUGCGUUUUGGUGGCGAAGACGGUUUAACCAACAAGUUUUCUUCGAUAUCAACGAACAAUAUAGGGAAGAAGUGUGCAUGGGGAACUUAAGGAGAUUCCAGUUUAGAGAACUUCAACAUGCUACAGGCAACUUUACAAGUAAAAACAUACUUGGUAAGGGCGGGUUCGGGAUCGUGUACAAAGGGGUUCUAUCUGAUGGCACGGUUGUAGCUGUUAAGCGGCUCAAAGAUGGGAACGCGGUUGGUGGUGAGAUCCAGUUCCAAACCGAAGUUGAAAUGAUCAGCCUAGCGGUUCAUAGAAACUUGCUUAGGCUGUAUGGUUUUUGCAUGACGUCCUCAGAACGGCUCUUGGUCUAUCCCUACAUGUCAAACGGGAGCGUUGCUUCUCGUCUUAAAGCCAAGCCCGCACUCAAUUGGGGUACGAGGAAGCGAAUCGCAUUGGGAGCGGCCCGAGGUUUACUAUAUCUACAUGAGCAAUGUGACCCGAAAAUAAUCCAUAGAGAUGUGAAGGCUGCAAACAUAUUGCUAGAUGAUUACUGUGAAGCUGUAGUGGGUGAUUUCGGGCUAGCUAAGCUUCUAGACCACCACGAUUCACACGUUACAACUGCGGUUCGAGGAACCGUGGGCCAUAUAGCUCCCGAGUACCUCUCAACGGGCCAAUCAUCCGAAAAAACCGACGUGUUUGGGUUCGGGAUUCUACUACUAGAACUGAUAACGGGCCAACGGGCUUUAGAGUUCGGGAAAUCCGCGAACCAAAAGGGAGCAAUGCUUGAUUGGGUUAAGAAAAUUCAUCAUGAGAAUAAACUCGAUAUGUUGGUAGAUAAGGAUCUUAAAACCAAUUACGAUCGAAUCGAGCUCGAGGAGAUGGUUCAAGUCGCGUUGUUGUGCACCCAGUAUCAACCGGGCCAAAGACCCAAGAUGUCUGAAGUGGCCCGGAUGCUGGAGGGUGACGGGUUAGCUGAAAAAUGGGAAGCAUCUCAACGGGCCGAGUCUAAUGGCGGUCGGGCCAACGAGUUCUCACAUUCGGAACGAUACUCGGAUCUUACGGAUGACUCUUCGUUGCUUGCUCAGGCAAUGGAGCUAUCUGGACCGCGGUGAUGCGUCACAAAAAACGGUUAAUAAAUCGGUUUACGAUCCUGAUUGUAUAGAAACCGAAUUAAAGUUUAUAAGUCAUGCUUGUUCUAUAUGGUUUUGGGUUUGCUGGGAAUGUUAAUCUUGUAAGAGGAAUGUUAAUCUGAUUAAAGGUUAACAAGACGCGAUAAAUGCGAUCUUUUUACACAUAGUUUUCAGUAAAUUCAAUGACAACUUCUGCUGAUGCAGUUUCAAACC